AUGACGGAACCUCUUUCCAAGGUCGACUCUGCCGUACAAGGCUUGUCAUCGUCACCGCCAAAGGAGAAAGGCCAUAGGAGGCAAAGCUCCAGCGCUGCUGGUGUCAUGAACAUCAAUGAUCUUGAAAAGGAGGGCAUUGAGCUGGAGAUAGCAAUCGAGACACAAAAAACUGGGUGGAAGAUCAACAAGAGCUCUACAACCGUAGAGGAUUCGUCUAUACUGAAGAUUCCGUUGACGAAACCACCCGUCAAGAAGAUUGACCUGCAUUUCCCCUUGGGAAUGGAAGUGACGGCACGAAAUAUGAAGGGCGUCACUAUCAAGGAUGCUCUGGAUGCCAUUCACAAGGCGUACAAGAAGCGGGCGGAUGAUGAGCUCGAAAACCCAUAUCUGGCCGGGUUUGAGUGGGAUAAGGAGGAAUCGUGGACACGAUUAAUUGUCCACCUCCAGAAGGAACCCGGCGUGUCUGCUCACGGAGGCGGCAAGAAGAAGAAGAACAAGGAGUAG
Messenger RNA from Ustilaginoidea virens, 504 nucleotides. RefSeq lists its product as uncharacterized. The record is from RefSeq and is a predicted model, not a curated record. The transcript is spliced from 4 exons. Bases 1 to 504 code for a protein of 167 amino acids. Lineage: Eukaryota; Fungi; Ascomycota; Sordariomycetes; Hypocreales; Clavicipitaceae.